This is a messenger RNA of Physeter macrocephalus (sperm whale), 2180 nucleotides long. RefSeq names its product HAUS augmin like complex subunit 4 (gene HAUS4). The coding region runs from base 559 to 1896 and encodes 445 amino acids. Gene Ontology annotation, molecular function: microtubule minus-end binding. Gene Ontology annotation, biological process: centrosome cycle; spindle assembly. The record is from RefSeq and is a predicted model, not a curated record. Gene Ontology annotation, cellular component: HAUS complex. The transcript is spliced from 10 exons. NCBI's taxonomy places the organism in Eukaryota, Metazoa, Chordata, Mammalia, Artiodactyla, Physeteridae.
AAAGCACCCUAAAAAACCCCAAGUGGGCACUUCCCCUAGGGAGGGAAGAACAGCUGACUUUUUUGAAAUUUGGGUUGGUCCUCAUUUCCGUGGGCGAAGUUUCCCUGCAAAAUUUAUUUUCAGGCCUAGAUCCGUGAUAAACAGAAUGCUAAAGCACUGAGCUUAACUAAGUAGUGGCUUUUGUUGACAAGUCGAUUGUGUUAUUAAUUCUUAAUGUCUCAUCCAAGGCAGGAAUCGUUACCUCAGUUUUGCAGGUGGGAAAAAGUUUGGCACAAAAAAUCAAUUCCCUUAAAUUCGCACGGAAGCAACGGCUGAGCCGCAAAUUAAGUCUUAGCAUUCUGCUACCUCAGCUACGUCCUCCUCUAGACCAUGUUACAACACAAAUGAGUAGUUACUUUGAUGUUACUCAUAAAACCAGGGAGUAAACCAAAUGUUCUGUGAACAUGAAGUGUUAAAUCAUAGUAACUAACCUAUGUCUGUUCUGCUUUGGGAGGCUCAGCUUCCCUUUGGAGUUUGAUACUUUGCAGAGAGGAGGGGGUGGAGCAAAGAAAGAAAAAAAUGGGAAGUCAUGUCAAGGGAAAAAUUUUGUCUCCACAGAGUCCAAACGGUGCCCAUCUUUACUGCCCUUUUGUGCUGAUGUCAUUCUUUUCCGUGUACUCCGUGUUCUGGCAAAACACCGACGAUUCACGUCGUCCUCGCGGCCUCAGACGCAUUAAUACACCUUUGAGCUCCUCUUCUGGCCCUGACCUCCCUGUCAGUCUUGUCAUGCUCUUUCCUCCAGUUGGACAGAUAAGAAUCACAAGAAAAGCAGAUGGCAUCCGGGGAUUUCUGCUCAUCUGGAGAAGGGAUGGAAAUACUCCAACAAGCAAACAGCUUCCUCCUUGUAACCUGAGUGAAGAGGACCUAUUACAGAACCCACACUUCAGCAAACUGCUGCUGAGUCUCUCGCAACACAUGGACGAGAGUGGCUUAAGCCUCACACUGGCAAAGGAGCAGGCUCAGGCGUGGAAGGAAGUUCGAUUGCAUAAGACAACGUGGUUAAGGUCUGAAAUUUUACAGAGAGUCAUUCAAGAGCUGCUUGUGGACUACUAUGUGAAGACACAAGACAGAAAUUUAACUUCUGAGGACAAAAAGUUUCAUGAGACCCUUGAACAGCGGCUGCUCGUGACUGAGCUGACACAGCUCUUAGGUCCCAGCCAGGAGAGGGAGGUGCCCCCACUGCUUGGGCUGGAGAAGGUGGACCUUCUGGAGCUCAUGCCACCCUCAGAGGAUUUUGUGUGGAUGAGAGCCCGGCUCCUGCUUGAAGUGGAGGAGCAGCUCAAGAAGAAAUGUUUCACUCUGCUCUGCUACCACAAUCCCAGUUCAGAUUCAGACAGUGAAACCCUGAAGGCAGCAAAGGUAUGGAACCUCGCAGAGGUCCUGGUGGGUGAGAAGCAGCGGUGCCAGGAUGCCAAGAGCCAGCAGAAGGAGCAGAUGGUGCUCCUGGACAAGAAGAGUGCCACCUACUCCCAGGUGCUUCUCCGCUGCCUGGCCUUGCUGCAGAGGCUUCUUCAGGAGCACCGGCUGAAGACUCAGUCUGAGCUGGACCGUAUCAAUGCCCAGUACCUGGAGGUCAAGUGCAGCGCCAUGAUCCUUAAGCUGCGGAUGGAAGAGCUAAAGAUUUUGUCUGACACUUACACUGAUGAGAAAGUGGAAGUUCAUCGUCUCAUUAGGGACCGUUUGGAGGGGGCCAUUCACCUACAAGAGCAGGACAUGGAGAAGUCCCGACAGGUCCUGAACACCUAUGAGGUCCUCGGGGAGGAGUUUGACAGGCUGGUGAAAGAGUACACCCAACUCAAGCAAGAAACUGAGAACAAGCGCUGGGCCCUCCGGGAGUUCAACAAGGCCUGCAGCUGAGUGUGGGCGGGGCCAGGAGGCUCAGCUUCUGCACAGGGGCUGCCUCCUCCUCUUCCUGCUGAAAGGGCCACCUCCACCUGAGCCCACCUUCACUCAAGGGAGCGUGGGGACACUUGCUCAAAACACUGCAGUCCUUUGGGCACCCUCCUGGUUUUUCUUCCUUGUUUACAAUGAGAGUCUCUUCUAGCAAAUGUAACAGAUUUGUAUAAUUUUCUGUACAGCUAUUUGUCAGUGUCAGCCUUAUAUCAUACUUGAUUAUCUCCUGAAUAAAGUGAUAAUGUUGU